Molecule: messenger RNA, 852 nt
Organism: Paramacrobiotus metropolitanus
Lineage: Eukaryota; Metazoa; Tardigrada; Eutardigrada; Parachela; Macrobiotidae
Exons: 3
Coding region: 100-567 (155 amino acids)
Source: RefSeq, a predicted model, not a curated record
CUUUGAUGUUGGUAUAUAAACAUGAUCAUUACCUUCCGGUUUACCUUUUUAACUGAAAUCUCUAGCUGGAACUUCCCUUAAUUUUUUUUCCACAAAACCAUGCUAGCAAAAACUCUUAAUUUUUCCCUAGCGGUAAUUCUGGUGAUAGCUGAGCUUCCAAACGAGGAGCCCAGUUCAUCGGCUGUCAUUCUCAGCAAUCGUCAAACCGGCCACCCCUUAGUUGGCGUGGCCCGCGUAGCGCUGAUUCCCUACGGGGAGUUUUUGACCGUUAAGUGCAAACCGAACCUAUCGGUGGCUGUGCACGGUGCAUGGUACGUCAUGAUGAACAUCUUUGGAGCCGUGGAAACCGACAAAUGCAAGCACUCGGACAUCCCCAAAAAGGACAAACUGUGUCCACUGUCCCAACCAAAUAAGCCGGGAUUCUGUAGAUUAGACUCUCGGGAUCCGUCUACUAAUCCUGUGUGCCAGAAGCGCGGGGUGCAAAUCGUUUACAGCUGCUAUAAUCAUUUGUUACGUGACCAGGCUGACGCCUCCAAAAUAUCAGUGGAGUGGCACAAGGGGCUUUAAUGACGACGCUGCACACCCGAACUGGAUCAGGAAACCAGUUACCAGUGUACAGUCUGUACAACUGACCAGCGAUGUGAGACAACUUGAAAUCUUCGUAGUGCUUGGAUGGAAAUCAUGGAGCCAUGGAAGAUUUUCCAAAUCAUUCUUAUUAUUUCUGUUGCUUUGUCUACUGCAUCAGCUUUGCGUAUGUUGUUCACCUUGUACAUAUGCAGCUCAGACGGAAACAGUGCACUGUCUUACCUUACCGGAAAUGCUGUAAAAUCUAAAACUGAUGAUCUUGCCGUU